AUGUAUGAACUUGUUUCCCUCGUCGACAAACGCAUCGAUCAGCACAACCAGAAAUCACACAACAUGAUGAGCACCGGCUGCGACGCAACGCCCACGCCGUCCGGCUCGCCCUGCGAAGUCCUCCGCCAGGUGGAACGACUGGGAGGUGCCCAAACAAUGAUAGACCGGGUCGAUCUCGCAACCGGUUCUACAACACCAUUCUACGUCCUUCACAGCAACAAGGAAAACAAAACCGUUGCCGUGUUACAUGCAGAUCCCCGCGCGCAAGCGUCGGGUGAAGCGUUGGGUUUAGCGAAAUACCAUUCCCUGUCCUCAAAAAUCGACGUCAUUCUCCGCGGCGUGCCGAUCAAGAUGAAGACCAACACUAUGGGUAACACACACAGGUUCGACCACCAUGGUAUAAGCUACAGUUGGGGUGUCUCCAAUUUGAGCAUGUCAAUGAACACGAUGUAUCUGAAGGAUGCCGGGGGCAAACUGCUGGCGACAUGGAAAAGGUACCCUGAAGGCAGGUUAAGCGGCAUGAUUGGACAGUCAGCCCCGACAUUUGAGGUUUACGUCCCGCCACAGAGCAUCGAUAUGGACAUGGUGAUUGUCACAGGGUCUGCAGCGGUCGAGUAUUGGCUGAAGUAUAAGAAAGACUCCUACGCAGCGGUAGGAGAGGCCUUCGGUGCAGUUUGA
Molecule: messenger RNA, 678 nt
Organism: Colletotrichum tamarilloi
Lineage: Eukaryota; Fungi; Ascomycota; Sordariomycetes; Glomerellales; Glomerellaceae
Exons: 1
Coding region: 1-678 (225 amino acids)
Source: RefSeq, a predicted model, not a curated record